AUAUUCAACCUGCAAAGCAUGGACAUAUGGUAUAGUGUUGCUGUGCUGUCUUUCUCAAUCUCUCUGUGUCCCCAACGAUGAUGAUCGAUGGUAAAUACAUGAGCAGGCAGCUGUCUUUCUCAAGCUAUAAGCUCAGCUGGCCGCAAAAACAGUAAAACAUGGCUGUCUUUCUCAAGUCGUCCUGCUCUUGCAGACAAAGAGGUAGCUGCUAGCUAGGUGAAAGCAAAUGCAUUCAAAAGGGCCGGUGUGGAGGUGCAUGAAAUUGAACAUCUUUAGCUCAACUCAUUCAAUGGCUCAGCUCAUCAUCAAGUCGUUCUCAAAGUUCAAGCCUCACCAUCACUAGACCAACAUCACCUCCCCCCCAACAGUACUAAUUGUACUAGCUGCUCUUAGGUAACUAGGGUUAAUCGCUUGGUGCUAUUUCAUUGAAACUCUUGAAAGCAACCCCAACAAGCUAAGAGAGGGGAUAUAAUGUUUCCCUCAAACUCAAACAAUAAUCUCAACAAUACUGGCAACGAAUUACCCGUGUCUUAUCCUCAUGUCGACCAAUCCUUUUUCCACAGCCGGCCUUUUCUCCAUGAAAUCACUACAUUAAACCCCAAUUCCCUUCAUCCCAAUCUCAAUUCCAAACAAGAAGAAGAACAACGACAACAAGAAGGCCCUCAUCACCAUCCUUUGUCUUUCUUCUACUUCCCCUCUCCUUUAGAAGACGACGAUGUUUUACUCUUCCAACAACACCAUCACUAUGACCAUCAGCAUGACCAUGUCCAUGACAUGCCGCUCCAUGACUCACAACAAGCACCACCCCUUACUACUAUGAGGGAAGCUGUUGCUGCUAACAACACCUUAGCCGAUGAUCAUCGUCAGACCACCACCACUUCCACUACUCUCAAUAUUAAAAUGGUGGAUUGGGAUUCCAACAAAAAUCAUGGCGAGAUGAUGAAUAUGGAUCAGCCACAGAUCCCGAGAAGAAGGUCUUGCAAGAGAGACCGCCACAGCAAGAUAAAUACUGCCCGAGGCCUCAGGGACCGCAGAAUGAGAUUGUCGCUUGAAGUUGCCCGCAAGUUCUUCUGGUUGCAAGACGCACUGCACUUUGACAAGGCCAGCAAAACCGUUGAGUGGUUGCUCAUUCAGGCCACACCUGAAAUCAAGAAACUAGUAGGAGACUGCAAACACAUGAUGAGCUCUACCAAAAGCACAUCUCCUGCCACUUCUGAGUCAUGCGAAGUGAUAUCUGGCAUAGACGAGGCUGCAACAAACACCAACAUUCACAUUAAUAUUGAUGGGGGAAAUGAUGGUGAUGAUAAACUAAUACAAAGCUGCGAGAUCCAGCCUUCAGCCAAAGAGAGAAAGGUUGCCCGCCGGCAAUUGUCAAGGAAGACCGCAUUUCACCCUCUUUCAAAAGCUUCGAGGGAAAAGGCAAGGGCAAGGGCAAGGGAAAAAGCAAGAGAAAAGCAGCGGACGCAUCAAAGAGUAGUUGAUGUUGAUGAUCAAUCUAAGAAGCAAAGAGGUGAUCAGGAAAACCUGAGCCGAUUGGGUUCUUGGAGCCCCUUUGAAACUGGGGAAGAAUCAGCUGGGACUCAAAGCCACAACAACAACAACAUAAGCAUCAAUUCAUUGGAGGGGCUGGUUCAUCACGAGAUUGAAGAACCAAUGAGCAGCUGCCAAGUAGGAGAUCAUCCAGACUUGGUUGUUGAUCAUGGAACUACACAUGAUCCUUUGGUGAUUAUGGGAAAGUGGAGCCCCCCUUCAAUAUUCAGUUCUCUGCAGCAAAACAUUGGAAUUUCCCAAGAGCACCAUCAGUUUGCAGACAUCCAAUUCUUUGGAAAACCAUGGGAGGUCUACAACAAUCCUCAUAAUCUAUUCUAACGUGGAGUUCUCUCCUCAAUCUUUAAUCUUAAUUUCAAGCGCCUCAAAACAUUCUCAUCACUAGCUUAUUGUUGUUGUGUAUUGCGUUUCUUUCUGUUUGGAAUAAUGUAAUAUAGCAAAUUAAGUAUCUUUAUUGUAAUCUUCCUCUGAACUACAAAAUAUGUAAAUGAAAAUUAGUAUUCUGGUUCCC
Molecule: messenger RNA, 2059 nt
Organism: Prunus mume (Japanese apricot)
Lineage: Eukaryota; Viridiplantae; Streptophyta; Magnoliopsida; Rosales; Rosaceae
Gene: BRC1
Product: TCP family transcription factor
Biological process (GO): regulation of secondary shoot formation
Cellular component (GO): nucleus
Molecular function (GO): sequence-specific DNA binding; DNA-binding transcription factor activity
Source: RefSeq, a predicted model, not a curated record